AUACCCUAAAAUGGCGAUCCCUACAAUUAAACAAACAGUGUGGGACAUUUUUUAAACCAAUGAAAAAAUUGUGUGUGUGUGUACACAAAACAUUAAGCGUUGUCAACUUUUCGUCAAUUAAAAACAACCCAAGUAUGCGGUGAAUAUAGACAUCGACUGCAUGAAAUUGUCAUUCCUUUUCAAACAUUCAUUAUCUAAUAGGGAUAUUUUUAUUCAAAUGUUAACAAACAAAAAAAUAAAAUAGAAGGAUUGAAAGGAAUGUCUUCUUGAGAUUGAUUCCAUAUAAAAAGGUUCGAAUUUCUAGCCAAAAUAAUUUUUUUUCUUCAUUAGUUCUACAAACAUUCUAACAGCUCUUUAAUAUGGUCAAUCUUACUACUUAUAUGGUCGCCACCACUGCUAUGAUCAUGGGUAUCAGUGCCCUCGAUCACGCUUCCGUUGAACAAGUCAAAGAGGCUUUGAAGGCUUCCCAUAUUAUUCCUGCUGCCGUUGCUUCAGCUUCAGACUACGCUCCUGCUGCUGUUGCAUCCAUGAUUGUUGAGGCUAAUGCUAAAGAAAUCCAUCCUGAUGUCAUGCUUGAGGAAAUCAAUGCUUUCUUGAGCAACAUCAUGCACCCCGCUGCUCCUCUCUCUUCCAGCGAGGUCGAAGAGGCUCUCUUUGGUAUCUCUAACCCCCUUGAUCUUGCCGGUAAGCUUUUAGGCGGUGUUGCCGGUGCUGCUAGCCAUGUUGUUGGCGCUGUUACUGCCCCUGUUGGUGCUGCCGUUGAUGGUGCCGGUAAGGUUAUCAACAGUGCUGCUGAUGGUGUCGGUAGUCUUGUUGCUGGUGCUGCUGAUCUUGCUGGUAAGGCUGUCACUCCUAUCCUUGGUGCCGGUGUUGGUAACGUUAUUAGCGGUGCCGGUGCUGCUGCUGGUGCUCUUGCUAAUGGUGCCGGUGAUAUUGUUCAAGGUGCCGGUUCUGCUGUUAGCCAUGUUCUUUCUCCCAGUGGUUUGUCUGGUUUAUCCGGCGGCAUCGGUGGUGCCUUGAGCGGUUUAACUGGUGGUUUAUCCGGCGGUUUAUCUGGCGGUUUAUCUGGCGGUGGAGGAAUCAGUGGUUUGGCUGAUAGUGCUAAGGGUGCUGCUUCAGGUGCUAUCAGUGGUGCUGGUGACUUGGCCAAGGGUUUGACUGGUGGUUUGACUGGUGGUUUGAGUAAUGGUUUGAUUGACGGUGUCACUGGUGCUGCCAAUGGUGUUCUCGAUGCCGGUUCCAACUUGGUUGGCGGUCUUGCUGGUGGUGUCAACGGUGUUGUUGAUGGUGCUAAGGGUGCUGUCAAUGGUGUUGUCGACGGUGCUGGUGAUUUGGCCAAUGGUUUGACCGGUGGCUUGACUGGUGGUUUAGUCGAUGGUGUCAAGGGAGCUGUUCACGGUGCUGGUGAUUUAGCUAGCGGUUUGACUGGUGGUUUGACUGGUGGUUUAACUGGUGGUGGAUCCGGUGGUGGAUCUGGUGGUUUGACCGGUGGUUUGACUGGUGGUCUGACUGGUGACGGUGGUCUUACUGGUGGUCUUACUGGUGGUGGAUCCGGUGGUCUUACUGGUGGUCUUACUGGUGGUGGAUUUUCCAGCGGUGGUGGAUCAUCUGAUGGUGGUUACAGUUAUAGCUACGGACCUGGUAGCAAUGAUGGUUCAUCCGGUGGAUACAGCUACAGCUAUGGCCCCGGCCUCCAAAAGCGUGCUAUCUAUGAUAUGGAUGGUGAAUACGCCGAGAUGGCUGAAGAGCCUUCUCAAUCCAAUGUCUACUCUGCACAAGACGAUAUUGUCUCUGCCUCUGAAGUUUCUCUCAGUGCCUCUGCCGCUCCCUCCGCUUCUGCUAAUCCUGUCUUAAGAGCUCGUUCUGCUGGUGCAUACUCUGCUUGGGCUUCUCACCAUGCCUCUGCCUCUGCUUCUGCUGCUCCUUCUCUCGCUCGUCGUGCUGACUCUCCUCAAAUCUCUGAAGCUGCCUUUGGCCGUGAAGAAAGCAACCCUAUUGCUGACUACCUUGGUAGCAUGAUCAUCUCCAACAUUAAGGAUGAAAUUAGUGCUUCUCUUGCUCAUGGUGGUGCCGCUGGUGCUGCUGGUGACGUUGAUCUUAAGGAUCUCCUUGAUAAGGUUAAGGCCAAGCCUACUGGUGCUGCUGGUGCUGGUGGUCUUGCUGAGGCCCUUAAGGGUCUUGCUGAUAAGAAGAAGGCUGGAUCUGCCAGUGGUUCUGCCUCUGCCUCUGGUUCUGCUGACCCCGUUGCCUCUGCUACUGGUGCUGUUGGUGACGCUGCCAGUGCUGCUGCUCCUACUGGUGUUGCUUCCGCUGUCAAGGACGUUAAAAAGGCCGCUCCUUCUUUACCCGCUUUCUAAAUUUUACAUUACGUAAAACAAUACCAAAGUUUUUUUCUUACCCCUCCCGAUAUAUUCGACUUUCGUCUAUAUUCCCAUUUUAAUUUAAAAAAAAAUCUCUCAAAGUUUAAUUCCCUUCGACAUAUAACCAAUUUUUGUUUAUAUCUAAUUUAAUAAAUCUCUUUUAACC
Mucor mucedo is the source of this 2526-nucleotide messenger RNA. RefSeq lists its product as uncharacterized. The transcript has 4 exons. The record is from RefSeq and is a predicted model, not a curated record. NCBI's taxonomy places the organism in Eukaryota, Fungi, Mucoromycota, Mucoromycetes, Mucorales, Mucoraceae. Bases 360 to 2357 code for a protein of 665 amino acids.